Microthlaspi erraticum is the source of this 2739-nucleotide messenger RNA. The record is from the annotation of a GenBank genome assembly. NCBI's taxonomy places the organism in Eukaryota, Viridiplantae, Streptophyta, Magnoliopsida, Brassicales, Brassicaceae.
AUGGAGAAAAAUAGUCAUCAAGAGCUCACUGUAUUGGAGAGAGAGAAGCUCCUCAAAUCCGGUGCUUCUGAUAUACUGUUCUGCGUCAGUCAAUUGAAGCUGGUUGAAGCUCAUAAUGAGAAUAGGUCUCGAGAGCUAGAGCUUAAGGCGAAGGAGCUGCAGAGUUUGAGCUCAGAUAUUGAUAAAAAGGUGAAAGAUUUCGAAAAGGAAAAGUCUGAAGCUGGUAACUUGAAGAAAAUGGUCGAAGAAUGUACACAAGAACUCAGGUCGAAGCAAAAUGAGCUGGGACACUUUACGGCUCAGCUUCAGAAGCUUUGCAGUGAGGCUGGUAAGGUUCAAGAUGAGACUGAUAAGAAGAAGAAGGAGUUGUCGCUGAUUCUUGACAAAAUUAAAGAAUCUGAGAACAACUUUAUGACGGUCGAUGAGCAACUAAAGUCUGCACGGAGGCUGUUUGAGGUUCGGUCAGUGGAGCUACAGUCGCUUAACAAUCAGGUAACAGUUUGUGGUGAAGAGAUUGACUCGAAAUCCAAACAUUUGGGGAAAAUCCAAAAGCUGAUUGAGCAACAAACCAUUGAGCUUGGUGCCAUGCAAAAUCAGUGUGAUUCUUUGAAACUGUUUAUCCAGGAAGAGCUUGUUGCAAAAGAGAAGAUACAGAAGGAGAUUUUGGAGGCUAUUAGCAGAAGCUUUGAGAUGGCUAAAGAGAUUAAAGCUGCGGAGACUGAAGUGAGUGAUUUGAAUGUAAAGUUUGAAAGGUUUAGGCACGAGGUUGAAGGCAAAGAAAAGGAACUACAUCUGCUUAGGAAUGAGAUAGAGUCGGAGGUAAUGAAAUUCAUUCAGGUUAAGAGAGAAAGGGAAGAGGAGACUGAUAGAAAGAAGAAAGAUUUGGUGCUGAUUCUUUCCAAGAUUGAAGAAUCCGGCAAAAAGCUUGCGGCUUUAGAUGAGCAAGUGGAAUGUGCUGGAGAAUCAAGCAAGCGUUUUGAAAAUGACAUUGCGCUGAAAGAAAAGAAGCUACAAUCACUAACCAAUCUGAUAACAGUUUGUGGUAAAGAGAUUGACUCGAAGUCCAAAGAAUCGGGGGAAAUCCAAAAGCUGAUUGAGCAAAAACUCACUGAGCUUAAUGACAUGAAAAUUAAAUGUGAUUUUAUCGAGCUUUCAAUCCAGGAACGAUCUCAAGACCUUGUUACUACAGAGAUGAGACACAAAGAGGUUUUGGAAGAGAGGGCUAAAGAGGUUGAAGCAGCGGCGACUGAAGCAAGAGACUUGAAUGUAAAGUCUAAAAGGAUUAGGCAGGAGGUUAAAGGUAAAGAAAAGGAACUAACUCUGCUUACGAAACAGAUUGACUCAGAGGAACAGAAACGCAUUCAGAGUAAGAGAGAAAUGGAGGAGAUGACAGAUAGAAAGAAGAAGGAGCUGUCACUGAUUCUUGACCAAACCAAAGAAUCUAGCCAGAAGCUUGCGGCUCUUGAUGAACAAGUGGACUCUCUACGGAGACUAGUUGAGAGACUGUCAGUGGAGCUGGAGUGUGUUGUAGAAUCAAGCAAGCGCUUCCUGUUCGACCUUGAGGUUAAAGAAAAGAGGUACCAAGCGUUGAACAGUCUGAUAACGAUCUCUAGUGAACAGCUUGACUUGAAAUCCAAAGAACUGGUGGCAAUGGAAAGAGAUGUUGAGUUGCAGAAACAGCUGAGAGAAAUGAUCGCUGCGCUUGUCAAUCGUGAGAAGCAACCAGCUGCAGAAGCAGCACCUACCGCAGAAACUGAAGAAGCUCUCAUGCAUUGUGGAAUCGCAGCUCUUACGCGCCAUGAAGUCUCCAGCAUUCUCAGAGCCAUGACUAAUCCAGCAGAUUAUGUUCUGGAACUAGUACAUGACGACAUUUGUGAAAGAAGAGGUUUACAUGACUCGUUCCUGGAGGUUUUGGUUCUUCUUUUCGAGGAGCUCGCCAAAAUCCAACGACCGGACGAGUCUCAACUGCAGCUAAAGGCCGAGGAAGUUGCAUCUCUAUGGAAAGAGAAGAUAACUAUUGAAGCUCCAAAGUCAUCUCUGGAGGCCUUGGCCUUUCUUCUGUUCAUUGUGGCGUAUAAAUUACAGAAAGUGAUCACUAAAGAAGAAACUGCUCUACUUGCUUCGUUCAUUGCUCAAUACGAACAGGCUCCAACGAUCUUGAACUCCCUUGGCCUCAAGCUUGAGAUGAUCCCAGAGAUUGUUUUAGGUCUCAUUGAUAAACACCAAUACAUUUCCGCAGUCAGGCUAAUAUGUGUGUUUAAGCUUAAGAAUGACUUCUCACCCUCGCUUCUCUUAAAGGAAGAGAUCAAGAAUUUAAAACGGUCUGCACUGGAAAUGAGAUCCUCCCAGGCUGAAGACGAAGAUGCUAGAAGACUGAGAGCUAUACUUGAGCUUGUGGCAAAUUAUAACCUCCAAAUCAAGCCCCCAAGGGACAUCAUCCGGCUCUUCGCUAAGCUCAUGGUUCAAAGAGAAAACUCAACCACUUGCUCAUCAAAUCCACAAGCUGCUGAUUCUCAACUUUCAAAUUUCGCCUUAUCUUCGUCUCGCUGUGCACUUCGACGGUUCGACCUUUCUGGGCUUAUAUACUCUCUCAGGCCACACUUUCAAGCCUAUUGGAUUUAUUUAUGUGAUGAAGGAUGUCUGCAUUGUUCACAGAUCUCACAAUUCUCGUCUCUGAAAUGGGACUAUGAUUAUUUCGUUUCCCUGACUGUUCUGUGUUUUGGAGACUUAGUUGAGUGA